Messenger RNA from Cuscuta campestris, 431 nucleotides. Lineage: Eukaryota; Viridiplantae; Streptophyta; Magnoliopsida; Solanales; Convolvulaceae. The record is from the annotation of a GenBank genome assembly.
CAAGUUACCUAAGUGGCCUUUCUUGCUGGAUAGAAUGAUGUCAUGUCUCGGACAAUCGUCGUCGUCCACAAAUACCCAAUUGGAUGUGAACACACCGAUAUCAAGUGACCAAACGACUCCUUCAUCUGUCAACCUCACCAAAGAAUACGCCGUUGCUAUUCAGAGUGCCUCUUAUAGUGAAAUAUGGUCCAAGAUUCACUAUGAAGUCACCUCUUACCACGGGAAUGGAGAGGAAGAAUUGCAAGUAGAGGAGACAAUCCCUUCCCAAGCCCAGACUCCCACAGCUUCAGCAACAUGCAUAGCUCCUUCACUCAGCUCAAGCAUCAUCUUGACAUUCAUCUCCAAAAGUCCCGCUCGAAGGUACAACUUCUUCGUGGAGCCACCAAAGGAGCUGCCGUGUGUUUAAUUGUGACCACUGUUGGAGUAGUCAU